UUACAACAUGUGUUUGUGUGUUUUGAUACCUAAGAUGGCUGCGCCCAUGGAAUAAUUUGUUAUUUCUGCUUCACAAUAUCAGAGUGCAUAACGACAACACGAAGUAACAAUUGAGGUAUGGUCAUGAAAGAAAAAAGAUACACAUGAGAUGUCAUCUUCAACAACAAUUCACCAAACGAAAAAGAAGCAAAAUGUUCGACAGAAGUUGCAGUCUCCAUUCCCAGUACCAAUCCAGAGUUUAACAUACCAUUGGUAUCAGUUUACUGGAAAACUGGAAGAGAACCAUGUUGUCGUUCAACAUUCAGGAGAUAUUAACUACUUACACAAUAUGGGUUUCUUCGGUCAAGGCAUGAUGUCCCGGGGGCCACCAGCAACAUAUGACAGUCUGCCGGCUGUGUACCUGCCUCUUGAGUCUGAACAUGGGGAGGAGUUUGCAUCUAGAAGAGUCAAGGUCAUGAGAAGAAGAAUGUACCUGCGUCAUAAACAGUGGCAGAAACGUCUUCAGUGUACAAGUUCAUCUGUAGACUCAGACAGUGAUCUAGAUGAGGAAUUUAACAGUGAUGUGGAGUACAAUCAAUAUGGCUGUGCAUCUGAGGGUGGUGGCAACAAAGUGGUUCAUGCUGGCCAACAAGGCUCUGAUGUUGAAAUGGAGCAUAGUUCUGCGGAGGUGUUUAAAGUACAGGCUCAUUCAUGUGACAUUUCUGAGUUUACGGACAAAAAAGAGACUGGACAGACCAACAGCUUUCAAAGUGCAGAUCAACUGACUUCAGAUACCAAAUGGGGUUCAACGUCAUCAAAUGAACAUCAGCUGCCUGACGUUUUGAACACACGUUUAAACAAAUCAGUGCUUGAAAAAGAGACAUUUAAACUCUGGAAUUCAAGUAAGAGCGACAGUAUUGCAGAUGCCCUCAUCUGGGACUCUAAACCAGCCAAUAAGAAGACAGUGGAGGAGGCAUGGAAUGAUAUGGAGGCUGACGCUGACUUUUGGGGGACAGAACCCGUCACAAAAAGAACUAAAAUGGAGGACUUCUGGGCAACCGAACCUGUGUUGAAAAAAUCGAAAACUGAGGACAUUUUAUCUGGCUCUUCUCAAGAUAAUUGUUAUAAUGGGGAAACUGAUGAAUCUAAAAUUGAACAAACAGCAUCGUCAAAGUCCAGGCAGUGUGAUUCUGGCGACCAUGCUGAGAUGGUGACGAGUGAAUCUGAGGAAAUUCAGAAUUCUAACAUCAAUCAUAAUAUUGAUUCAGGUCGAGCAUUUCAUAAUAACUAUUUUAAUGAUGAAACUGAUGAUGGCAAACAUGCCAAAAAUUAUGAUAAUGAUAUUGAAAUUGAAAAAAACAAUAUUGAAAUUGAAGUAGAAAAUGGAACUCGUGCUGUGCUUUCAAAAACCUGUGAUACAAGAAAUGAGGAGAUAUCUGCCUAUAAACAAGGUGAUGAAAAUGGAAGUCUGACAGCAGUUACAGAUUCAUCAUCGCUGCAAAUUCACCCGUAUUGCAAAAAUGAUUAUAGUUUCCAAAGUGGCAAAAAUGAUGAGGAUUUUGACCCAGAACCAUAUUUAGUGAUCGAUGACUCUGAUGUCGAUGAUGCCACGGUAACAGUACCAAGAAAGGAGAAAUAUCGCUGGAAACCUGCUCUGAGAUUAGAUGCAUUCCAAUUUAAUGAACCUCUCAUUUUGUCCUUUGAAGAGGCCUUCUUCCUCACCUAUGGACUGGGUUGCCUUUCUGUACAAAAUGAGGACCAGUCCAUGCUGAAGAUUUCUGACCUGUGGAGGCAUUUCUGCAGAAAGCGAGCCCGGUUUCUUCCUAUGUAUGCUGCCUAUCAUUUCUUUAGAAGCCAUGGAUGGGUGCCCAAGUCAGGAAUUUUAUUUGGCGUCGAUUACGUCUUGUACAAGGUUGGUCCACCAUUUUACCAUGCUACCUACUCUGUCGUCGUCAAGGCAGUUGAAGAAGGCUCAUAUACAGAAAUGGAGCAUUUCAACAAUCGACAAUUCACAUGGACCUCACUAAGUGGGCUGAACAGAGUCACUGAGCAUGUUGCCAAGACUCUCGUGUUUUGCUACGUGAUAUUUCCCACUGGCUGGAAUGAAGUGGUCGCGUCUUCCCCGACAUGUUUGUCCCAAAUACGAGUCAAGCUGCAGGUGAUCAGUAGAUGGGUGUCCUCGCAAGAACGAAACAAAAGCCUGUCAGAAGUCCAAGCAACUUGAUCCUGAUUGAAAUAUCUUGGGCCUUGAAUUUAAGAUCAUUAAAGACGCUUCGAGGAUAAAACAUUCAACAACAACAAACGUUUCAAACAAAAGCCUCUAAACAAGUCUAGGCAACAUGAGGAUGAUUGAGAACAUUCGGCAUCAAUUUGCAGAUUGUUAACCCAUUUAUGCCUAGCGUAGAAAAGAGGCCUUGGCAAACAUCGUAGACCCCAGACAAGACGCAGCAUGAUGCGGUGUCUCAUCUGGGUCUGCGCUGUUUGCUUAAAGGAAUUUCUGUAAGGAAUAUUCUAAAUAUAGAAAUAAAUAUACCAGACAUCCAUUAUUUUUUAAAUAAAUUGGUCCGAUUUGGAAUGAUGGGAGAGUCUGCUAGGCUUAAAUGGGUUAAAGACACAUUGAGGAUGAAAACAUAGUUGUUGCAGGGAACGUACAAAGCAUUCAUACAUCAAGGAACAUGAUGAUGAUUGAAAGAUUUUAGCUUCAGAUUUUAUAUUCUUAAAAUUAUACAUUUUGAUUAAAGGAUAUACCAAUU
Dreissena polymorpha is the source of this 2732-nucleotide messenger RNA. RefSeq lists its product as uncharacterized. Bases 149 to 2203 code for a protein of 684 amino acids. Lineage: Eukaryota; Metazoa; Mollusca; Bivalvia; Myida; Dreissenidae. The transcript has 10 exons. Gene Ontology annotation, molecular function: tRNA-intron lyase activity; nucleic acid binding. Gene Ontology annotation, cellular component: tRNA-intron endonuclease complex. The record is from RefSeq and is a predicted model, not a curated record. Gene Ontology annotation, biological process: tRNA splicing, via endonucleolytic cleavage and ligation; tRNA-type intron splice site recognition and cleavage.